Ceutorhynchus assimilis (cabbage seed weevil) is the source of this 504-nucleotide messenger RNA. The record is from the annotation of a GenBank genome assembly. NCBI's taxonomy places the organism in Eukaryota, Metazoa, Arthropoda, Insecta, Coleoptera, Curculionidae.
AUGCCACGUCGCGGAAAAUAUAAUAAAAUUUCUCCUAACGACAGAGCCAGGAUUUUGAAACCCUAUGAAGAUGGAAAAGACUGGCGAGAAUGUGCAGAUGCUUUGGGUAUAAACGUACGUACUGCACAUGAAUGGAUAAAAAAGGAUCAACCACUUCCUAAACCAAAAGGAAGUUUGGGAUUCAGGAAGAGGACUGCCGAAAUCGAGUCUACAUUAGUAGAGUGGGUUGAAGAAAACGCUACCAUAACACUUGCAAAUUUGGCCGAUUCAGUGUUUGAACAAUUCCACAUUCGAGUUUGUGUUAACACGAUUAAGAAUUGGUUAGAUGGAAAAUUAUUCUCAGUUAAAGCUGUUCGACCACAGUCUUGUGGUUAUUCCUGGUCUCCUGAGCCGAGCGACAAUCUCUUCUUUUUCCUCUUUGAUUGCAGUUCUGACUUUUUGCCUCAAUAUUGGAUCUCCCCGAGCCAUGGAACUGAAGGAAGACGAACUCCUUACAGCAGAUAG